This is a messenger RNA of Hevea brasiliensis (rubber tree), 1929 nucleotides long. Its product is annotated as probable terpene synthase 6. Gene Ontology annotation, molecular function: terpene synthase activity; magnesium ion binding. The record is from RefSeq and is a predicted model, not a curated record. The coding region runs from base 84 to 1763 and encodes 559 amino acids. Lineage: Eukaryota; Viridiplantae; Streptophyta; Magnoliopsida; Malpighiales; Euphorbiaceae. Gene Ontology annotation, biological process: diterpenoid biosynthetic process. The transcript has 7 exons.
CAAGCAUUGGGAGCAAGAUACAUUACAAGCAGCUAAGCUACUACUAUAUAUAUUUCUCCUUGAUCCCUUUCGUCCUGGCAAAAAUGGAAGUGCAAGCUCGUUUACAGCCAAAUACUGACCCAAACAUUAUUCACUCAGUGUUCUCUCCUCCUGUGUGGGGUUAUCAUAGCUUCACUUCUUUUUCUAUAUCGGACUCGGAAUAUGAAUCAUGCACUAGCCGGGUGGAAAGGCUCAAAGAAAAGGUCAAAGACAUGUUCAUGGCUGAUGCUAAUAAUCCGAUCAAGAAAAUUGAGUUGAUCAACUUGUUAUGUCGUCUUGGUUUAUCAUAUCAUUUUGAGAAUGAAAUUGAAGAACAGUUAAUUGAUCUUUUUAAUUGUCUUCCUCAACUUUUUGCUGAUAAUGAUUAUGAUCUCUACACUACUGCUCUUUUUUUUAAAGUCUUGAGACAACACGGAUUUAAAAUGACUUCUGAUGCGUUCAAGAAAUUCAAGGCCAGCAAUGGAGAGUUCAAGAAGAGCAUCAUCAAAGAUGUGAGAGGCAUUCUUAGCUUGUAUGAAGCAAGUUUUAUGAGUACGCAUGGAGAAGAUAUUCUCGAUGAAGCACUUGAAUUUACAAGGUCACACCUGGAGUCGUUGGCUAUGCAAUCAAGCCCUCAUUAUGCAGAACUUAUAAAGAAUGCUCUGAUCCUUCCCUUUCACAAAGGCGUACCGAGAGUGGAGGCUAGGCAAUACAUCUCUUUCUAUGAAAAAGAUGAGUCUCGAAAUGAAACAUUACUCGAAUUUGCAAAAUUAGAUUUCAAUCGAGUGCAAUUAUUGCACAGAAAAGAGCUCAAGGAGAUAGCAAGUUGGUGGAAAGAGUUGAAACUUGCAGAGAAACUUCCCUAUGCAAGAGACAGAAUUGUGGAAAUCUAUUUCUGGGCAUGUUCCAAUCAGUUCGAGCCUCAUCUUGCUCUUUCAAGGAUGACGAUGGCCAAGUAUUUGAAAAUGGUAUCUCUGGCUGAUGACACGUACGAUGCAUAUGCUACAAUGGAGGAAGUCAAUGCCUUCACAGAUGCUUUUGAGAGGUGCACUAUUGAUGCUACUGAUAAAUUGCCAGAUUACAUGAAAGUUUUCUACAAGGAAUUAUUGAAUGUUUUUGAGGAAACAGAAAAUAUUACGAGCAUGGAAGGAAGAUCUUAUUGUGCCUAUUACGGGAAGGAAGAAUUUAAAAACUUGUUGAGAUCCUACCGCGUUGAGGCACAAUGGUUUAAUGAUGGCUACGUCCCAGCAUUGGAUGUUUAUUUGCCCAAUGGUUGUGAGUCGAGCAGCUACGGCGUAGCUGCAGCGGCAGGCUUUGUUGGAAUGGAAAAGAUUGCAGGGAUCAAGGAAUAUAAGUGGCUUCAAAGUAACCCAAAAAUUCUCAAAGCUGUCAAGGUAAUUGGGCGUCUUUUGAACGACAUAGCAUCCCACCAGGAUGAGCAAAAGAGAGGAGACGCUGCUUCAGCGGUAGAGUGCUACAUGAAAGAACAUGAUGUUACAGAGAAGGCGGCUGUGGAAGAGAUUCUUAAAAUUUGUAGAAAUGCAUGGAAGGACAUCAACGAGGAAUGCAUGAGGCCAACUGCUCUACCCAGGCCUAUUCUCCAAUUCUUUGUUAACCUUGCUCGAGUAUCAGAGGUUGUUUACAGGUUCGACGAUUCCUACACCAACCCAUCAAGUCUCAAAGAUAAAAUUACAGCAUUGUUUAUGGAGCCACUUCCUUUGCAAGACCAAGUUAAUAUACAAUAAAUACAUUGAGCUGAGCUUCCUAUAUAUGUCCCUUCCUCUGCUUGGCUUGGUUAAUUGUCUGUGUGUCGGAAAGGAAAGAAUAAAUUAUAAAGUGAUGUUUGCUUUGCUAUCAGUUGCUGUAAAAUUUAAUAAAAUGGUCGAGAGGCCUGGUGCUAUUAUAAAUCAA